GUGGAUCUGAAUAUACCCUUUGGGAUCCAGGACCUUGCAUUAGGAUGGAGUACAGCGAUGUCCAGCUUUCGCCUCUUGUACAUGAACAGUUUGUCCUCUGGAGCAAACAGCACUGUAGACACCAGAAGAAGACUUUUGGCACAACAGGGAUUUACCAGGGAGCCAAUGGCCUGACAAAUUCUGCUGGAUUCAGUGCUGUGCAUCAGGAAUAUUCAUCAUACCCAAGCUUUCCUCAAAGCCAGUACUCACAGUAUUACAGCUCCUCCUACAACUCUCCCUACAUGUCCACAAACAGCAUCAGCCCUUCAGCCAUCCCAACCUCCACUUAUUCUCUGCAGGAGUCUUCUCACAACAUCACCAGUCAGAGCACAGAAUCACUGUCUGGGGAAUAUGGAACAACACCAGCAAAAGAUAUAGAAACAGACAGACAUCACAGAGGGUCGGAUGGCAAGGUACGAGCCCGAUCAAAAAGAAGCAACGAUCCUUCCCCCACUGCUGACAGUGAGAUUGAGCGUGUAUUUGUGUGGGAUUUGGAUGAGACGAUAAUUAUUUUUCACUCCUUGCUCACGGGAACCUUUGCAUCCAGAUAUGGGAAGGACACGACAACGUCUGUGCGGAUAGGUCUUAUGAUGGAAGAAAUGAUCUUCAACCUUGCAGAUACACAUCUGUUCUUUAAUGACCUGGAGGACUGUGACCAGAUCCAUAUAGAUGAUGUAUCAUCAGAUGAUAAUGGACAAGAUCUAAGCACGUAUAACUUCUCUGCAGAUGGCUUUCACAAUUCAGCUGCCAGUGCAAAUCUAUGUCUGGGCUCAGGCGUUCAUGGGGGAGUUGACUGGAUGAGGAAAUUAGCAUUCCGCUACCGUCGGGUGAAAGAGAUGUACAACACCUACAAAAACAAUGUUGGGGGUUUAAUAGGAGCUCCUAAGAGGGAAACCUGGCUGCAGUUAAGAGCAGAACUUGAAGCGCUGACUGAUCUCUGGCUCACACAUGCUCUGAAGGCGCUGAAUUUGAUACAUUCCCGGCCUAACUGUGUGAAUGUGUUGGUAACCACAACUCAGCUGAUACCAGCUCUAGCAAAAGUGCUUCUCUAUGGACUAGGCACUGUCUUCCCAAUUGAAAACAUUUACAGUGCAACAAAAACAGGUAAGAACAAAGUAACUUAGGCUUCACCAAAAGACAGAUUGAACUUUUGUCCCUAAUUCAGUCACAUCCACUCACCCCAACUGCAACAAAUAAUGUAUGAACUUUAGCUUAAGAUUCAUGUUUACAUCACAUCUGUGAUUUGCAUGCUAACAACCCACACUUAAGCUAGUACAGACCACAAAA
This is a messenger RNA of Meleagris gallopavo (turkey), 1326 nucleotides long. NCBI's taxonomy places the organism in Eukaryota, Metazoa, Chordata, Aves, Galliformes, Phasianidae. The record is from RefSeq and is a predicted model, not a curated record.